AUGACGACCGACUCUCGGCCAAUGUGCUCUCUCCAAGAGACCAUCCGUACCGGGAAUUUUUAUUCCUUGGACGAAAAUACAUUCCUUCACCAGAUCAAGGACGCUUUCUCCCCCGAACUUGAACGACUGAAGUGCGUAAGAGCCGUCGAGGGCACCGACGAGCAACGCGCUACAGCCAAUGGAAAGACGGAUGCACUGAGCCCCUCACAGGCUCUCUACGGAAUCAAUUAUGACGAGGUCAAUCGGACGCUUGUGGGCAUUCUUGCCCUUCGUUGGGUCCACAACCGUGACUAUGAGCGCUUCAUUCGACCUCAAGUUCCCGAGUCGCGCUUGACAAAGGAAUCGUUUGAGUGGCUUCACAAUCUCUUCGAAAAAGGUAUUGAGGAUUCAGAUGACCUUCUUGCCCUAGUGGUGUCGAUGGUCAUCAAUGAUUUGGGAAAAGAUGCGAAUUUGGAAGAAGACUACUAUUUCAAGACUCGCCAUCGCUUGGAGGAUCAGAACCAUGAUUCUGUACUGCUGGCAGCAGCCAAAGCUGGGAUGAUCACCGCUUUGCGCUAUCUCACGCCGGAGAAAAGGCAGGAAGUGAUGCUAGGUCUAGAACUCGGAUCGGAGCUGAAUGCAGGGCAACUGGCUCAAGCCGAAAGUGUACCUGUCAAUCUAGAGGGGCUCCUGACCAUGCGCGGCCAUGAACAUGCCUUCGAACUCAAGUUCAUGGAACAAAUCCUCGACGUCGCCGGCGCUCUGGGCCAUCUUGACCCUCGUGGCUCCAAGAGCUUUAUUGAACCAGUUUUCCAGGCUUUCAAAACUGUUCAUGAGGUGUCUCUCGAUAUCAUUGCCGGCAGAUCUAACCCUCGACAAGGGUAUGAUAAGGUCCUCACAAAACGUGGAAAUAUGCUCUACAUCAAGGGAUUUCGCAGACUGAGUGUGAGCGAUCAGGAGGACCGUGCACUCCUUCGCUUGUUAACUAUGGGCCGGACUACAAAUAAAGAGCAAGCCGAGCUAUUCUCGAAAGCGUUCAACGCUCUAGACAAGCGAAACAAGGAUCAACUUGUGACAGGCCUGAAUGUCGACGGCAAUAAUGAGACGGCAGUCCUGCCCUACUACAUGCCCGCGAUCAUAUCCACCACCCUGGAAAACACAAAGGACUCGGAUGAGGAAACUAAGCGCCGGGCUCUCACAUCCCUUAUGAGGUACCUGGCCAAAGUCUUGGGCAACCCGGGAAAUGACCUGACUGCUGUCCCCGAAUACGCAGGAUACGCCGGCGAGGUGCCCGGAAUCAUCAUCGAGAGAAAUAUGUCAAAGGCACAGGACGUCAUCAACAGCGCAGAGUUCAAGAAUAAUCCGGAUCUGCUGGAUGCGCUUGACAUACCGGAUGGGCAGAUUCUUCAACGUAGAAGGACCAGUCAAUCCUGGUGA
Fonsecaea erecta is the source of this 1416-nucleotide messenger RNA. RefSeq lists its product as hypothetical. Bases 1 to 1416 code for a protein of 471 amino acids. NCBI's taxonomy places the organism in Eukaryota, Fungi, Ascomycota, Eurotiomycetes, Chaetothyriales, Herpotrichiellaceae. The transcript has a single exon. The record is from RefSeq and is a predicted model, not a curated record.